Messenger RNA from Caenorhabditis elegans, 1022 nucleotides. It is a transcript of the gene fbxb-47, whose product is annotated as F-box domain-containing protein. The transcript has 2 exons. Lineage: Eukaryota; Metazoa; Nematoda; Chromadorea; Rhabditida; Rhabditidae. The record is from RefSeq and is marked reviewed. Bases 1 to 984 code for a protein of 327 amino acids.
AUGGUUGCACCAUCUUUUCCUCUUUUCAAUCUCCCCCAGAAAAACCUAAAGGACGUUUUUUGCAAUAUGUCCGUAAUCCAACAAACGUGCAUCUCACUGAUAUCCGAAAAAACGAGAAACCUUGUGAGAGAGUUUCAUAUCUUCAAACAACUUCAAGUAUGCUUGGAUUUUAUCUUUUUGCCGGAUUACCAUUUUUAUCUAAAAGGGAGCGCAAAAUUUAUUUUCAUUCCCCAUAACAGGAAAUUUAUAGCCCGUAGUUCUUCCGGAGAGCACUCUAAUUAUUCUGUGCCACAGUUCGAUGCCAAGAGUUGGUUAAAACAUUUGAUUUAUAUCUUCAACGUAACAGAAAUUCAUUCUCUACGUUCCAGAUUUUUUGAUUGGGAUUUAAGAGAGCCACGACUAAAAAUGCCUAAAGAGUGUUUAAAAAACCUCAAAAUUUUGAACCUUUCUAUUGGUUUCACUAAUAAAAUUUCGCUUGUCGUCGAGCUCUACUCCGCAUUUCAACAUAUAAAAAAGUUCAGUCUACGCCAAUACUCUCAUAAACCAUUGGACUCAACUCUACUGCUGGAACUACGUCACCUUUUGUCCAAAACAAAUCAGCAACUAUGUUUAAAUAUAAACCUUCCGUUAAAUGAGCUACUUCUCACGAGCUGCUCAUCCAUUGACAUACACCGUACACAGUUAACAGACAAAGAUAUCAAUGUGUUUUUGAAGCAUUGGUUUGCCGGAUUGAAACCAGAACUUGAACAUUUCCGAGUUCGAAAAGACGGACCUGCAUUCAACCAAAAAACUAUUCUCAAAGGAAUUCCUCAUGAGUUUGCAUCAAUUGGUAGAAAAUUCAAACUUUUUGAAAUGGAUUCUCAAGUUGGAGGAAUCGAUAUCGACUUGGGUCAAGACAUCAAAGCAACGCUGGUUUUCAAUCAUAAACCUGGCAUUGCAGAUUUCUCAGUUGCUGUUCAUAAUUCGAAGUAUUUUUUUUGUUGAGUAACUGUAAUAAUUCACUCAAUAAAUGUUUUGUUGAA